CAGGAGCUGGAUGACAUGAUGCUGCAGAGCCCACUCACCUCCACGCCGUUUUCUGUCAAGGAUAUCCUCAAGCUGGAGCAGCAGCAGCAGCAGCAGCAGUCCGGGUCUCUAGAGCUCCAGCACCGGGCCCACACCCAGCAGCACUUGGCCGGAUCUCCUACCCAGCAGCAGCAUUACCAAACCCCGCCGUCCUGCAUGCUCGCAGGGGCCCGGGACAGCCCUUCCUUCUCGGACGGAGAGGACAAUCUGGCCUACCUCAGCGCGCUGACAGUGCGGGAGGAGGACCGCGGGGAAACCAGUCUGUCCCCGGACAUGUAUGUCCAUCCCGGCCUGCAGGGAGCCAAGCUGGAGGCCGCCGAGCUGGAGGAGCAGGAGAGCAAGAGCUGCGGGCUGGUGUCCCGGGAGGAGUCAGCGGAGGGUGGGCAGGGCGAGUCGGAGAGGCCGGUGCAGAAGCAGAGGAGCCGGCGGAGACCCAGGGUGCUCUUCUCCCAGGCGCAGGUCUUCGAGCUGGAGCGGCGCUUCAAGCAGCAGCGCUACCUGUCCGCCCCGGAGCGGGAGCACCUGGCGACCACCCUGAAGCUCACCUCGAACCAGGUGAAGAUCUGGUUCCAGAACCGCCGCUACAAGUGCAAGCGGCAGCGGCAGGACAAGUCUCUGGAGGCGGCGGGACAGCACCACCCUCCUCCGCCCCGGCGCGUCGCCGUGCCGGUGCUGGUCCGAGAUGGGAAGCCCUGCCUGGGCGGUGCGCAGAGCUACGCAGCCACUGCCCCGUACGGAUCCAACCCGUACAGUUAUAACGGAUACCAGGCGUACACAUACAACAGCCCCGCUUAUAACACCAACUACAGCUGCACGUACACCAGCAUCCCUGCCCUUCCUCCGUCCAGCACCCCCAACGCCUUCAUGAACAUGAACUUGGGAAACGUGAGCGGCCUCGGCGGCUCCCCACAGGCCCAAACACAUCAAGGGACAGCUGUCACAUCCUGCCAGGGCUCCCUGCAGGGGAUCCGGGCCUGGUAGCCUCAUAGAACUAGUGUCCUUUUUUUAUGGAGCUCUUUCAUUUUUGGUUAACCUACAACCUUUUAGAAGCGCGUGUUAACUUGGUCAAAACGCCUCAGAGAACAGUGUUGCUUAUAUAAUGGAUGCGAGUUUGGAUUCACGCGUCGGCUGUUUGUUGAGAUUUCCGGCUGCUUCAUGUGUAUCAGAGCCGAAGUUAGUGUGUGUGCGUAAAGGCCGGAUGGCGCACAGCAGCGUCUGAACAGCCGCAGCUCGGGUGAAAUUUCAUGUUGCGGUCCAGGUGUUGUUGGUGCUCCGGUUUGGCACUGACAGCACCGAAGCACAGAGGCAGAGGGG
This is a messenger RNA of Toxotes jaculatrix (banded archerfish), 1353 nucleotides long. Its product is annotated as homeobox protein Nkx-2.3-like. Gene Ontology annotation, molecular function: DNA-binding transcription factor activity, RNA polymerase II-specific; RNA polymerase II cis-regulatory region sequence-specific DNA binding. The record is from RefSeq and is a predicted model, not a curated record. The transcript is spliced from 2 exons. Gene Ontology annotation, biological process: regulation of transcription by RNA polymerase II; cell differentiation. The coding region runs from base 16 to 1020 and encodes 334 amino acids. Lineage: Eukaryota; Metazoa; Chordata; Actinopteri; Toxotidae. Gene Ontology annotation, cellular component: nucleus.